This is a messenger RNA of Psammomys obesus (fat sand rat), 1604 nucleotides long. RefSeq names its product retinol dehydrogenase 5 (gene Rdh5). Bases 557 to 1513 code for a protein of 318 amino acids. Lineage: Eukaryota; Metazoa; Chordata; Mammalia; Rodentia; Muridae. The record is from RefSeq and is a predicted model, not a curated record. The transcript is spliced from 4 exons.
UCGUGGGAAUUGGGUUGCUAUAAAGACUAGCUAAGGAUGGCAUACAAUGAUUUUUGGAGCUUUAAGCUUUGAGUAUUGUCCUCACACGUCAUCCCUUUGAGCUCCACAACACUGAAGUGGGACUAGUAGACCUUGUAGCCCAGUUCACUGAGAAAACAGGUUCCAACAUAGACUGUAGACAUCCAGCCUCACACUGACUUUGAGGCUAGCAGGACUGAAAUGGAAGGCUCUAGGUCCCGAAAGCAAGCAAGGAUGCACUCAAGGUUUUGAUGUUCCUGGUUUAAUAGAAUGGUAACCCAGGUCCCUGUGCUCCCACACAGAAAGUCUGACAUAGGACCAGGCAGGUCCGGGUUAUUUCAUUAACUACAAAAACAGUGUCUGCACAAUAAGCCAUAACUUGCCAAUCAUCUGCCAAGCAUAUAGUUGCUUGGUUUGUCUGCUCAGACCAGACAUUUCCAGCACAGUAGACAUUAGGGGCCAGGGCUAGAGGGGUAGAGGAAAUGACAAGCUGUCCUGCCCAGCCUAGGCUGCCGUCUGCAGGAUAUCACAUCCAACCAUGUGGCUGCCUCUGUUCCUGGGUGCCUUGCUGUGGGCAAUGGUGUGGUUGCUCAGAGACCGGCAGAGGCUGCCUGCCAGCGAUGCCUUCAUCUUCAUCACUGGCUGUGACUCGGGCUUUGGUCGCCUUCUGGCACUGCAACUUGACCAGAAGGGCUUCCAAGUCCUGGCCAGCUGCCUGACCCCCUCUGGGGCUGAGGACCUACAGCAGAUGGCCUCCUCCCGCCUGCACACAACACUGCUGGAUGUCACCGAUCCCGAGAAUGUACAGCAGGUUGCCAAGUGGGUGAAGACACAUGUUGGAGAAGCUGGGCUCUUUGGUCUGGUGAAUAAUGCUGGUGUCGCUGGUAUCAUCGGGCCCACACCAUGGCUGACACAGGACGAUUUCCAGCGAGUGCUGAACGUGAACACACUGGGUCCUAUUGGGGUCACCCUUGCCCUGCUGCCCCUACUACAGCAGGCCCGGGGCCGGGUGGUCAAUGUCACCAGCUUCUUGGGUCGCCUAGCAGCCAGUGGGGGUGGCUACUGUGUUUCUAAGUUUGGCCUGGAGGCCUUCUCCGACAGCCUGAGGCGGGACAUGGCUCCAUUCGGAGUACAAGUCUCCAUUGUGGAACCUGGCUGCUUCCGAACCCCUGUGACCAACCUGGAGAGUCUGGAGAACACCCUGAAGGCGUGUUGGGCCCGACUGCCUCCAGCUACACAGGCCCACUAUGGGGAAACUUUCCUCACUGCUUAUUUGCAAGUGCAGCGCCGCCUCAUGAGCCUGGCCUGUGACCCAGACCUAACGAAGGUGACGGGCUGCCUAGAGCACGCCCUGACUGCGCGUCACCCCCGAACCCGCUACAGCCCCGGCUGGGAUGCCAAGCUGCUCUGGCUGCCUGCCUCCUACCUUCCAGCCAAGCUUGUGGAUGCUGUGCUCACCUGGGUCCUUCCCCGGCCCGCCCAGUCAAUCUACUGAUGCUGGCUCUACAGCAAGAGCACGACAUUUAUUUCUGUCUCCACUGUGGUGCUGCCUGGUUUCUGACACAAUAAAUAUGUCUUGCUUUGAA